This is a messenger RNA of Rhinichthys klamathensis goyatoka, 2986 nucleotides long. It is a transcript of the gene fnbp4, whose product is annotated as formin binding protein 4. Gene Ontology annotation, molecular function: protein binding. Bases 67 to 2631 code for a protein of 854 amino acids. Lineage: Eukaryota; Metazoa; Chordata; Actinopteri; Cypriniformes; Leuciscidae. The transcript is spliced from 17 exons. The record is from RefSeq and is a predicted model, not a curated record.
AGAGCGAUCAGUUCUUCCACACACACAGUGCUGAGAUUGAGCGGAGUUCCAUUACUAACAGCAGUGAUGGGGAAGAAGACUCGCACAGGCACCGGCAGGAGAACCAUAUUACAGCUCUCACCGCCCGGGCCGAACCGCAGCGCCACGGGAGCCGCUAGAGAGGACGGGGUCGCCUCUGGAUCCGAAGACGAACCCGAGGGUAACACAGACGGGCAAAGAGAAGUUAAUGUAGUAAUGAAGACACCAGCUGUGAAGGCCACACAGGGUUUAUCUCUGCUUGGAGCUUAUGAAGACAGUGAAGAUGAAGAUUUGGCGGAAAACACCUCGACUGUCAUCAAGGCAAAACAUAACCAGUCUGCAGACAUUGACAGCACACUUGCAAAUUUUAUGGCGGAAAUUGAUGCAAUUACGACCCAACCAGCCCAGACACCUGAAUCGGGGACAGAGGCAAGCGCACCAGCCCCAACUCCUCCGCGCCCCGAACCCAAAACAGACCAGCAGACUCAAGAAUUUCAAUACAACACUCAGUACUCCCUCGCAGGAGCUGGGUUGGAGAUGGGUGAUUGGCAGGAAGUGUGGGAUGAAAAUACCGGCUGUUACUACUACUGGAAUACUCAGACCAAUGAGGUGGCCUGGGAGCUUCCGCAUUACCUGGCAGACCAGAUGCAGAGUCAACAUUACACUGGGAGCUCAUCUGUAAAUGGCAAUGGUGUUGCACAUCAUAGCAGUUAUACUGAACCGCCUGUUGCAGCUGCUCCUGCAUCUAAGAGAGAAACCAAAAAGAAGGAAGUUAUCGAGAGUGUUGUGGCUUUGACCAGCGAGGAAGAAGAGAGGAGAGGAGUGGCAGCUACUCUUCUUGCUCCUCUCAUCCCAGAAGAGGUGAAGGAGGCAGAGGAGAAGUGGAGAAAGAAGGUGCUGGCCAUAGAGGAGACCGUAGAAGCGGCCCAGGAACUAGAGGGAGAAGGCACUCCGUCUUUGGACUCCCCAGCUCUCCGGGACACGGAUAGUCAGAGUAACCAGCGCAGCAGGAACCACUCAGCAGAAUCAUCGGACAGGGAGGAGGAGGCAGAAGAAGACACCAUGGAACUAGAACUAGCACUAGAGAGGAAAAAAGCUGAGCUUCGUGCCUUGGAGGAAGGUGACGGCAGUGCCGGUGGUUCGAGCCCCUGUUCUGAAGCUAGUCAGGAUGGGCCUCGUAAUUUACUCUUGAAGAAGAGCAAAUGGAAGACGGCCUUCAUCCGUGCGCCAAGUCCUGACUCGAGCAGCCGGGGCUCGGACAAGGCGGGAUGGGCCACUCCAGAGCACUCAGACAAUGCACAUUCCAAACCGGCUGAGAAGCAAGGAGAAGAAGAUGAAAAGGAAAAGCCUGUAACCAAAGCUCUUCAGAAGGAAGAAGAGGACCUCAAGUUUCAGAUCGGAGAGCUUGCCAACACACUCACCAGCAAAAUGGAGUUCUUGGGAAUUGACAAGAAAACCAUUUCGAACUUUCAACUGCUGUUGCUGCAAACGGAGACGCGGAUCGCAGACUGGCGAGAGGGCGCUCUGAACGGAAACUAUCUCCGGCGCAGGCUGCAAGAAGCCGCCGAGCACAUAAAACAUUACGAACUUAACGCCACUCCCAAAGGCUGGUCCUGCCACUGGGACAGAGAGCACAGGCGGUACUUCUAUGUGAACGAGCGGACCAAUGCUUCCCAGUGGGAGUUUCCAGUCGUGAAGGAGGAAGAGGAAGCCAAGCCACCCCUGCCGCCCACAGCUGCAACCGGAGAUACAAGCCAACCAUCUGCAGAAACCACUGGUGCUAUAACAGGAACUUCUUUAGAAGUGCAGUCUUAUUGGUUGGCUCCCCAGCCUCCUCAGCCACCAUUGCCUCCGCUUCCUCCAAAUGUCCCGCCCCCUCCACCUACAGAGCAACCGCCUCCACCCCCUCCACCACCUGAAUCUCCACCUCCACCCCCUCCACCACCCCUCGAGGAUGACGGAGAGAUCGAGGAAGUGGAGAUGGAGGAUGAAGACUCAGAGCCUCCGGCUCCUGGAACAGAAGAGUUCAAGGCGGCUGAAGCAGCAGCAUCUUUGGCAUCUGCAGCUAAAGCACAGAAACGCAAGGCCCCAGGCUCAGUCCCGCUGCCUAAAACUGUCACCAUUGGCAGCAGCGCCAUUCUUUACACUCAACCCAUUGCCACAGCUGCACCACUUCUUGUUGCUAAUGCUUACUGGGGUAUGCCUGCUACACUUGCACCUCCUUUGCCUUCAGAAAGCAUAGUCCCACCGAUGCCAGCCCUGCCCCCCCUACCACCCCCUCCUGCUCCACAACCUUCCAGCGUCCUGGAACCCAUAAACAAAGUCCUUACAGAUAAAACCAAGAAACUAAAAAAGGAGAAGACAAAGAAGAGCAAGACGAAGAUGCCGUCCCUUGUAAAGAAGUGGCAGAGCAUUCAGAAAGAGCUGGAUGAAGAGGAGAAGUCAAGCUCGAGCGAUGAAGAUCGAGAUCAGCUCAACAGCAGACGCAUCGAGGAAUGGAAAGUGCAACAGCUUUCAACAGGGAAGGCUGGGAAGAACGCUAACUUUGAAGCACUGCCUGAAGACUGGAGGGAAAGAGUGUUAAAGAAAAAAAGAAAGCUGCAGAGUUCAUAAUAUCAGUCUUGAAAGCUUCUGGCAGGGUUGGACUAAACUGCGUUUUGGCGUUGUCUCACACUUACUAAGCUUCAGUGGACUUUGAAUGUUUAUUUUUGAUAUGUGCACAUUACCUGUUGGAGCCUAUUUUAGGUAAACUGCGUGCUGUUAAAUUCAAAUGCAUCAUCUUGUGACUCUAAGGUAUACUUUGUCCAAAAGUUGUUUUAAAGAUGCAGUGAACCUGAAACCAGGUUAAACAUGUACAGAAUUUUUUGUUCUACUUUUUUUUUUUUAUUACCCCAACCAUGAAACCUGUGCACGAUUUGUCUAUAAAUGAAAACGUAAUGAAAUCAAUAUUAAAGGAUUGUUCCAUUUC